AUGGCCUUGAAACGAAACGACACCAUAAUUUCUGCUCGUUGGAGUUAUCUAUCUUGGGAAAUCUUCGGCGCUAGUGUAUCAAAUCAAGAGUACGAAAUGUCACAAUUGCAAUCUGGAUCAAUCGCGAUUGCGUUCAAGAGUAAGCUGGUUAUGCUGGUUAUGGCCGGCCAUUUUAAAAGUUACGAGGAAGUUAACGCAUCAAACUUCUACUCCCCUAUUAACAGACGCAUCAGGGCUGGUAGUAGCUAUCGCAACAUCGGCGGUAUCACCAUCGGCGUAAAGCGUGCCAUCAAUCAUCCCUCUUACGGACAGAAUUACAUGGAUGGUGACAUAAGUGUCGUGGAACUGCAGACGCCUCUGGUUUACGGACCAGGCAUCCAACAAGCGACUAUAAUUGCCCCCGGGAUAGAGCUACAGGACAAUUUGCCCGUCGUCCUGGCUGGUUGGGGUACUAUCGAAGUAAAUAUUCUGUUUCAUCACAAUAAGCUAUCGCAGAACGUCUUCAGUGUUGCAAUGAUUGAUGAGGUCUACAGUGCAGUUAGAAAUGCGUUACGCAUACCCGCUUCGCCCUGCGCGGGCUCCACGGGUGAUGUGGGACUCCUCCUGUGGCCCCACCCCCAAAAGGGGGCUAGACAAGAAACAGAAGUUUACCCACUAAAACUCAGCGAUGUCCCUCUCAUGGAAGAUGGACCAAGUUCACCAGUUCUUCAACACGUCACCGUCUUCACAAUAAACCGAACCAUAUGCCGGCAGAAAUAUAAUACAGAAGAUGCAAUAACUGACAACAUGAUCUGUGCUGGGAUAUCCGGCGUAGGCGGCAAGGAUUCAUGCCAAGGAGAUUCCGGUGGGCCAAUGUAUUUUCAGAAUAUCGUCGCGGGCAUUGUAUCGUGGGGUUUUGGAUGUGCACACCCAAAUUUUCCUGGGCUGUACACCGCCGUGUCGUCUUACACAGAAUGGAUUGUCGAAACCGCUGUUUAA
This is a messenger RNA of Diatraea saccharalis (sugarcane borer), 978 nucleotides long. NCBI's taxonomy places the organism in Eukaryota, Metazoa, Arthropoda, Insecta, Lepidoptera, Crambidae. The record is from the annotation of a GenBank genome assembly.